GCCCUACGUCUAUCCCCUUCCCAACCCUGCCCCUUCUCCCCCCUCCCGCCGCGGCCCCCCUUUCCCUAAAGUGAGUGAGUGAGACGGGCAGAUGGAGGAGGGAUUGUAAUGGCGGCGGCCGGCAGCUCCCUGCUCUGACCCAAGGCAGGCACAUAGCAACGACCCCCUCCCCGCCCCUCUCCCGUCCGGCCUCCGCCCCGCCGUCGGCGCGGGGCCACCCUCCCCGGCCCUUCCCCCAGCUGUCGGCGUCUCGCCCUGCGCCCCGGCCGGGGCCCCACACACAAUGGACGAGCUUGCCGGAGGCGGUGGUGGCGGCCCAGGGAUGACGGCCCCUCCCCGGCAGCAGCAGGGACCUGGGGGGAACCUGAGUCUUUCGCCCGGGGGGAAUGGAGCGGCGGGCGGCGGGGGUCCUCCGGCCUCCGAGGGAGCGGGUCCCCCGGCAGGCCCCGAGCUGUCCCGGCCACAACAGUACACUAUCCCGGGGAUACUGCACUACAUCCAGCACGAGUGGGCUCGGUUCGAGAUGGAGCGGGCGCACUGGGAGGUGGAGCGGGCCGAACUGCAGGCACGAAUAGCAUUUUUACAAGGAGAAAGAAAAGGUCAAGAGAAUUUGAAGAAGGAUUUAGUAAGAAGAAUAAAGAUGUUAGAGUAUGCAUUAAAACAAGAAAGGGCAAAAUAUCAUAAAUUAAAGUAUGGCACAGAACUGAACCAAGGUGAUUUGAAAAUGCCAACCUUUGAAUCAGAAGAAACCAAAGACACAGAGGCUCCCUCAGCACCUCAGAAUAGCCAGUUAACGUGGAAGCAAGGCAGACAACUGUUAAGACAGUAUCUUCAGGAAGUAGGUUAUACAGAUACAAUAUUAGAUGUACGGUCUCAGCGGGUAAGGUCAUUACUUGGACUAUCUAAUUCAGAACCAAAUGGAUCAGUAGAAACAAAGAAUUUAGAACAAAUCCUGAAUGGUGGUGAAUCUCCCAAGCAAAAAGGACAAGAAAUCAAAAGGCCUACUAGUGAUGUUCUUGAGACAUUCAAUUUCUUAGAAAAUGCUGAUGACAGUGAUGAAGAAGAGGAAAAUGACAUGAUUGAAGGCAUCCCAGAAGGAAAAGAUAAACAUCGGAUGAAUAAACACAAAAUAGGUAAUGAAGGCUUAGCUGCAGACCUAACUGAUGAUCCUGAUACAGAGGAAGCACUGAAAGAAUUUGAUUUUUUAGUUACUGCUGAAGAUGGUGAAGGAGCUGGAGAAGCACGGGAGCAGGGGGAUGGCACAGAAUGGGAUAAAGAUGACCUCUCCCCAACUGCUGAGGUUUGGGAUGUAGACCAGGGACUAAUAAGUAAACUGAAGGAACAGUACAAGAAGGAACGAAAGGGGAAGAAAGGGGUGAAGACUGAACCAAUAACGUUUCCAUCUGGAGGAGGCAAGUCAUUUAUUAUGGGUUCUGAUGAUGUUUUGUUAAGUGUACUGGGCCUUGGAGACCUUGCAGACUUGACGGUAACAAAUGAUGCAGACUAUAGUUAUGAUUUGCCUGCCAAUAAAGAUGCCUUUCGUAAGACAUGGAACCCCAAGUAUACACUACGUAGCCAUUUUGAUGGAGUACGGGCAUUAGCUUUUCAUCCUGUAGAACCUGUGCUGGUUACUGCCUCUGAGGACCAUACUCUGAAACUAUGGAACUUGCAAAAAACAGUUCCUGCCAAAAAGAGUGCCUCUUUAGAUGUAGAGCCUAUCUACACAUUUAGGGCCCACAUUGGCCCUGUUCUGUCAUUAGCUAUUAGUUCUAAUGGAGAACAGUGUUUUAGUGGUGGUAUUGAUGCAACUAUCCAGUGGUGGAAUAUGCCUAGUCCUAAUGUGGAUCCAUAUGAUACAUAUGAGCCAAAUGUUCUAGCUGGCACUUUAGUUGCUCAUACAGAUGCAGUCUGGGGUCUUGCUUAUAGUGGCAUAAAAAAUCAGUUACUGUCUUGUUCAGCAGAUGGCACUGUUAGGUUAUGGAAUCCACAAGAAAAAUUGCCAUGUAUUUGCACUUACAAUGGAGACAAGGAACAUGGAAUUCCUACGUCUGUUGACUUCAUUGGCUGUGAUCCAGCUCAUAUGGUGACCUCUUUCAACACUGGUAGUGCAGUAAUUUAUGAUUUAGAAACAUCACAGUCAUUGGUGAUGCUUUCAUCACAGGUAGAUUCUGGUUUACAAUCCAGUAAUCACAUUAACAGAGUAGUAAGUCAUCCCACACUUCCUGUUACGAUAACUGCUCAUGAAGAUAGACACAUCAAAUUUUUUGACAAUAAAACGGGUAAAAUGAUCCAUUCAAUGGUAGCUCAUUUGGAUGCUGUUACAAGUCUAGCAGUAGAUCCUAAUGGAAUCUAUUUGAUGUCAGGAAGCCAUGACUGUUCCAUUAGAUUAUGGAAUUUAGACAGCAAGACGUGUGUGCAAGAAAUAACAGCUCAUAGGAAGAAAUUGGAUGAGUCAAUUUAUGAUGUUGCUUUCCAUCCAUCAAAAGCAUAUAUUGCAAGUGCAGGAGCUGAUGCCCUUGCCAAAGUAUUUGUGUGAAUCCACAAAAACUCACAUCAUGACAAAAGAUUUGCUUGGACAGAAAAAUGGUCUGCAUCACUGCCAUCAAAAAGGGUAUUGAUAUAACACUACAUGUGUUCUGCCUAGUGAAGGCAAUUUGGGGCAGGCAUAAAUUGGUAGAAAUCACAUCUUAAUGUCAGGCUCAUUAAUUUAAUUGUAAUUACUGUAUUUUGUGGGACAUAAAGAAAAAGGACUCCAGUAUUUGUGGCCUAUACUGGAUAUGAACUGAGCGUAUGUCUGUUUUUUUUAGGUGUCUUUACGCCAAUGUGGAGUCUGAUCUUACAAAGACUUUUUUUUUCCCCUAAAGGACUCUGUGUGCUGCCUUAGGGUUAGGAAUGUGGUGCUCUUGUGGGGGGAAGUGAGCUCCAAGAGUAGCUUUUUUUCAUCUCUUAGUGAUCUUAUGUUUAUCAGUUGAAUGCCACAGAUUCCCUUUUAAACUUAUUUUGCUUUAAAAAAAAAAAAAAGAAGAAAAAGAAAAUUUAACUUAAAAUAUUUUAGCAUUAGUUGCACAAAAUGUUUGGAUAAAAUUCUAGUUUUUAUAAGUCUUUUUAUAUAUUUAGCCUGUCACAACAGUGCUCAAGAUUGUAUUGAAGUUUUUCUUCAUUAUACAACCCUAAACACAGAGAUCUCACUGACCAGCCACCCCCUUAACCACUUUCUUUCCUCCUUUUGCUUAAUACAGCUCAGCUAAGUCCUUCCAUAAAGAUGCUAAAUCACCUUCAUCAUCACAUAAAUGUCUUCAUGAACAAGGACUAUUAAGUGUAUUAAAAUGAAAAAGUGGGGUUUAGUACUCCAAAGGAACUCUUUAAAAAAACUAAUCUUGGCAUCCUAUCACUAUGUGAUAUUUUGUACAUCUUACUGUAUUUACAAGUUUAUUUAUCAAGGAUUAUCCAUCUUGCUAAUGGCCUAUUAUUUAUUUCACUUUUUGUUGGUCUUUAUAUCCUUUUAUUAAUGUGCUAAAGAAACCUGUAUAUCUAUUUUGGAACUCCUUUGAAUAGUCUAAAAUAGACUAAAAAUGGAAUAUUUUAUAGUUUAAGUUACAAAACAAGGUGUUUACCCCCCAAGAUACAUAUCUUGGUUUACCAUGAUUCCAAACAAAUUAUCUUGUUAAAAAAUAUUUGGAAUAAAAGUUUAUUUGCAUUACAAAUAGGAUACAAAAAUAGUUCAAUCAGGAUACAGAAAUCUGCUGUGUUUGGACUAGUUUUCCCUGUUUUAUUUUUUUAGAUGUGCUUAAUUUUAUGGUGUAACUAAAGAUUUUGUUUGUGUAAUGCAUGAUUAAGACAAUAAAGUAUUUUUUCUAGUCUUCCAAAAACUUUUCCGAUCAGUUUGCGAGUUUUGAUGAGUUUUGUAAGGUUUUUGUUUUACAAACUAUGAAUCAGCAAAUUUUUAAGAUUGUACCACAAAGCAAACAUACAGCUGUUGAAAAAUAAUGUAUAUAAAAUGCAUAUAAUAAAUAUAAAUUGUGUACCUGUAUGUUACUGUUGGCUACAUCAUUUUGUGUUGAAUAAUAAAGUGCAAUACUCUCCAUAAUUAAACUAGGAAAUGGAGAUGAUUUCUUAGUCCUUCAUUUUUAUGCUAUUAUUUUUAUACAUCAUAUUGCUUAUUGGUAUUCUAUUAAGAUUAGAACAAUAACACUUUUAACUCCUUUUGAAGUAUUUCACCCAAUUUGAGGAUAUUAAAAAAAAAAACUGUUAAAAUAUAUUAGACCAUUUGAAGUAACAAAAAAAAGCAGAUGCAAUUUUAAUAAUUUAUUUAAACAUCCUGUAACUGAA
Molecule: messenger RNA, 4329 nt
Organism: Sciurus carolinensis (gray squirrel)
Lineage: Eukaryota; Metazoa; Chordata; Mammalia; Rodentia; Sciuridae
Gene: Strn3
Product: striatin 3
Cellular component (GO): dendrite
Molecular function (GO): protein phosphatase 2A binding; calmodulin binding; protein-containing complex binding
Source: RefSeq, a predicted model, not a curated record